AUGUCUACCUUCACAUGUCUCACCUGUCAGCUUGUAGCAGAUGGACCAGACAUCUCCAAGCAUUUAUCUUCCACUAGACAUAAGUCAGUGAAAGCCAAUGAACAAGAUGAGGUAGUAGUAUGUGAAGAAUGUGAAGACUCCAAUAUCCAUCAGUUAGCUAUUAACCGAUAUGGACUUUCUGAUAUGACACUUUUAUGUAGUCUAUGUUUUGAAAAGGAUAAAAGUGAUAAUAAUGAGAAACCUUCGACUCAGUAUACAUUAUCUAAUGGAGCUUUCUUUACUAAAAUCGAUCAAUAUUAUGAUUUUAGAGAUAUACAAUGUCAGAAUUGCCAACAAGAAGAAAAGUUAUAUGUAGGAAAUCAAGCUCUGACUUCAAAGCAGUACAUCUUCUGUAUUCGAUGUAAAGAUCAUUUCCCAGCAGAUGUUAAGCCGGUUAGUGAAAAUGAUGACAACUUUCUAUUUGAGUUACUUGGUAUUCAAGAAUCCACUCCUAAUAAAAGAAAAUCUUCUAGACAUCGUAAGGUUCGUGGUAAGGCAGGUGGUAGAGGUAAAAGAAAGCCUAAGCCUAUGACAGCAGAAAAGGAAGCCAGAAUAGCGCAUUAUUUCAAUAAGAAAGAAACUGUUUCCAGUAUAAAAUCAGGAACUACAGUGAAAGCCAUUGGAUCUGUAACCUCAUUGUCUGCUAAAGCUAAAUUAGUCAAUAGUGGGAAAUCUAGUCCACAAUCUUUGUCCAAUUCAAGAAGUGUAACUCCUAAAUUUUCUCCAAGGAACUCGAAUCUUUCGACUCCUGGAACCUCUACUCCUGUUAAGGAUUCCCGUAAUAAACCAAGUGGGAAAUCUUCUGAUACAAGUAAGCCAACCACGAAAGAGAGCUCGAAUACGAAACCUCAUAAGGCUGAAGUAACUGGAAGUACAAAUGUAACAGGUAAACCUCCAGCUAAUACAAAGGACUCUAAGGAUAAGUCCAAAGACAAGAAAGAUAAUAAAGAAAAGAAAGACAAGAAAGACGUCAAAGACAAGAAAGACGUCAAAGAGAUAAAGAAAGAUCAGUCAGGUACAAAUGACAAUUCAGGAGUAUCUAAAAAGUCAAAGAGUAAUACUAAAGAUCAGUCCAAUGCCAAGAAAGAUAUAAAGUCCGAUAAACCAAAGAAGGAUGAAAAGCAAUCCAAUAAACUGAAGCCUGUUAAGAAAGAUGUAAUUGCACAAGAUAAACCAGCUAUCAUCAAUGGAAACAAAGAAGUUAGCGAACCAGACGAUGAAGAGUUACCAGAUUCUAUUACCAAAUAUCAUCGAUCUAAAAAACCUACAUUACAAUUUACAGAUAUUGAUUCAUACUUCAGAGAUGUUAGUUUCAAUAUGUUCUUAGAAGAUCAAUUAACUAAUGAUGAUAAUCUGAUCACUGCUGAUGAUAUGGUUAUAGAAUGGUAUGAGGAUCAGGAUAAAAGAAAUACUCAAUUCAAAGUUAGUAUGCUUCUCAGUGAAGAACUUAAACGAAGAUUUAUAUCACCCAAGAUGCGUACAGUUAAGGAUGUACCCUUUGCUGUAGGACAAGCCAUGUAUCUUGUAUUGAAUAAUGAGACUCCCUGGUAUGGUACAAUAGCUACUUUGGAUGUAGCCAAAGAACGUAGUGAAAGUGGUACCAAUAAUAGUGAUAAGAUUGUUGAAAUAAUCAUUCAAUUAUACAAAUGGAAUGAACAACCUUUACCUAAAUCCACCAAUGUUCUGUAUUUAAAACUUUUACCUGCUUCAUUGGCUGUUAGUAGAGUUUUAUAUGCUAUGUCUAGACUUACUAAUGCUAGUUUUAAAAAGAUGUUACUUGGAAAUGAUCCUAUUAGACAAAUUAUAUUUAAGAAUUAUUUAAAGUUUUCUAGUGAAACACUUAAUGAAUCUCAGAAAGUAGCUAUUCAAUCAGUUCUUAAUAAUGCUAUAACAGUAUUACAAGGACCUCCAGGAACUGGGAAAACUUCUACUAUUUAUGAGAUUAUAUUACAAUUAUUAGAUUCUUUACAUACUUAUCCAAUUUUAGUGGUGGCAGCUUCAAAUAUUGCUAUUGAUAAUAUAGCUGAAAAAUUAAAACCUAAACAUGAAAAGAAUAUAUUAAGAAUUGUGGCUGUAGAAAAGGAAAGAGAUUAUAAUAAAGCUCAUCCAUUAGGAUCAAUAUGUUUACAUCAUAAAGUUUAUGAUGCUUUACCUUUACAACAUCAAAGUACAUUUGAUGAAAUGAGAAGAGGAACUUUAAAGAUUGGUCCAAAAGCAUUUAGUAAAUUUAUGGGAGAAGUAAUUGAAGUUAGUAAUCAAAUUGUUGCUCAAGCAAAAGUUAUAUUUACUACUACAGUUGUAGCUGGUGGAGGUCAAUUAAAAUCAGUAGUUAAAUGUCCAGUAGUUAUUAUGGAUGAAGCUACUCAAUCUUCUGAACCUACUACGUUAAUUCCUUUAUCAAUGCCAGGAGUUGAUAAGUUUGUAUUUGUAGGAGAUCAAAAACAAUUAAGUUGUUUUUCAUUACUUCCCAGUUUAUCAUUAUCAUUAUUUGAAAGAAUCUUACUUAAUGGAACUUAUAAGAAUCCUCAUAUGUUAGAUACUCAAUAUCGUAUGCAUCCUAAAAUUAGUGAAUUUCCUAGAAAUCGAUUUUAUGGUGGAUUAUUAAAAGAUGGGAUUACUGAGGAAAGUAGAAAUUAUUCUACUAUUGAUAAAGAUCCUGUCUAUUUUUGGGACACUAAGGGUAAAGCUCCAGAAGAAUCUGUUCGUAAUAGACUUCGUGAAGAUCAUGGUUAUACUUAUACUAAUAGAAAAGAAAUUGAAUAUAUUAUCCAAGUUGUUAAGAGUUUGAUAUAUGAAAAGGGUAUAAAUCGUUCAGAUAUUGGGAUUAUUACUCCUUAUAGUGGCCAGAGAGAUUUAAUUUCUUCAGUACUUGUUAAAGAUGAACUUAUUAAUCCCGAAAGUAAUGAAUUAAAAAUUGAAGUUGAUAUUGAUGAUAUUACCAAUGAAUCUAAACCAGUAACUAUUCAUAUAGUUAAUGAUAUUAUGAUAGCAUCAAUUGAUGCAUUCCAAGGUAGAGAAAAGAAUUUCCUAGUAAUGUCAUGUGUUAGAAGUAAUAAAUUAGGUAAGAUUGGAUUCUUAAGAGAUGAGAGAAGAUUAAAUGUCGCAUUAACGAGAGCUAAGUAUGGAUUAAUUAUGAUAGGUGAUGUCCAUACGCUUAAGUCAGGUGACGCGUUAUGGAAGGAGUAUAUGGAAUACUUGGAAUCCAAGAAAUGGAUCCAUACAAAGGAAUUCCAAUACUAA
This is a messenger RNA of Scheffersomyces amazonensis, 3279 nucleotides long. RefSeq names its product RNA helicase. NCBI's taxonomy places the organism in Eukaryota, Fungi, Ascomycota, Pichiomycetes, Serinales, Debaryomycetaceae. The record is from RefSeq and is a predicted model, not a curated record. Gene Ontology annotation, cellular component: cytoplasm. Gene Ontology annotation, biological process: nuclear-transcribed mRNA catabolic process, nonsense-mediated decay. Bases 1 to 3279 code for a protein of 1092 amino acids. Gene Ontology annotation, molecular function: RNA helicase activity. The transcript has 3 exons.